Molecule: messenger RNA, 1041 nt
Organism: Diatraea saccharalis (sugarcane borer)
Lineage: Eukaryota; Metazoa; Arthropoda; Insecta; Lepidoptera; Crambidae
Source: the annotation of a GenBank genome assembly
AUGCCUAACAUUAUAAACGAGGUAAAACUAGAUUUCAAGGAUGUCCUGCUCCGCCCUAAGAGAAGCACUUUGAAGAGUAGAAACGAUGUUGAUCUGUACAGGGAGAUCACAUUCCGUAACUCCGGACAGACGUAUCGCGGCGUGCCGGUGAUGGCCAGCAAUAUGGACACCGUAGGCACCUUCGAAAUGGCACAGGAAUUAUCCAAACAUGGACUUUUCACGUGUAUACACAAAUACUACACGAUUGAUGAAUGGAAAAAAUUCGCUGCUGAUCAUCCCGAUUGCCUAGAACAAAUGGCUGCAAGUUCUGGCACGGCGGAGGCAGAUUUCGACCGGUUGGCUGAAAUAUUAACCAACGUGAAGGACUUGAAGUUCAUUUGUCUCGACGUGGCCAACGGUUAUUCACAACAUUUCGUGGAAUAUGUGAGGAGGGUGCGAGCUGCCUUCCCAACGCACACAAUUAUUGCUGGAAACGUAGUCACGGGGGAAAUGGUGGAAGAACUUAUACUGUCCGGGGCUGAUAUUAUUAAGGUGGGCAUCGGUCCUGGUUCUGUUUGCACGACUCGUAUCAAAACGGGCGUUGGAUAUCCACAGUUGUCAGCUGUCAUUGAAUGUGCAGACGCAGCACACGGUCUCAAAGGGCAUAUUAUUUCGGACGGUGGUUGUACUUGUCCGGGGGAUGUGGCGAAGGCGUUCGGUGCAGGCGCGGAUUUCGUGAUGGCAGGCGGGAUGUUCGCGGGCCAUGACCAGUGCGGGGGGGACGUGGUCACACACGCCGACGGCAGGAAGGUCAAGCUGUUCUAUGGCAUGGCCUCCUCCACCGCUAUGCUCAAGCAUUCCGGCGGUGUAGCAGACUACAGGUCGGCUGAAGGUAAAACCGUGGAAGUCGAAUACAGGGGUGACGUAGGUGUGACAGUGCGGGACAUUCUGGGCGGAUUACGUUCUGCGUGUACGUACGUAGGUGCGGCAAGACUACGGGAACUUCCUCGCCGAGCCACCUUUAUACGAUGCUGCCGGCAAGUCAACGACUCAUUCUCGUAA